CCCUUCCAGAAUUCAAGAUGGUCGCUAAUCUGUAAUAAUUAAGAACAAAUAAUUAACAAUAAACCGGAGUUGUUGAUUGGUCAAUUACUAAGCAUAUUAUCUAAACCGGUUCCCCAUUGGUUAAUCUCGCUCUGUAGAGUCAUUGGAUUUCAAUGUUCCGAGCGGAAUAAAGCUUUGUGUCUAUUUAAUACGGCGAAUUUUAGCCAUUCUUCUCGAUUUUUCUGAAAGGAUAUAUGCAUUUUGGAAACAGUUAAUGCUAUUGUUCUGUUUAUAAUACUAUUACUGCUGCUUUUGUGGAUAUAUUCUCCAAGGAAUUGGUGUUUUUUGUGGGCAACGUCCCUGUGUAAUAUCACUAAUAUGUCUGGUUUGCCAGACUAAUACAAUCUACAAACGUUUGUUUACAAGCCAGGCGGUCUCUAUAGUUUUUGCCUAGACAAUUAGAAACAAAUUGCCAGGCUUAUUUAUCCACAUUAUGGCCGAGUCUAUGACAGGUUAGUACUCUUUUUUACAGUGAAAAUAUUAGUCGAUUUUGAUAGUUUUUGCUUUGGUUCUUAUACAAUAUAUACGAGACGUCACGGCCUUUAUCAAAUUAUCAACACCUAAAAACGUCGAUAUUGUAUAUCUCGUAUUAGAUUUAGAACGAUCGCAUAUUUACAGUACAAACAACACGGCUUCUUUCUUAUUUUUAGCAGCAGACUUUUCGUUAUACAAGACUAAAAGUGGACGAGUUGUGCCGAAACGAAAACAGGAUACUUUGUUAGUUAAAGAGUGAGUGUUUAUCUUUUAGAUACUGUAAUUGCUGCAUAUGUAUAAAGAUAAGUUGUUUUGGAAUAUAUUUUUCCGUGUAUAUAUACGCUUGGUUAUAUGUAAACUAACUUCAUCAGUUAUGUACUUCCUGUAGGUUUGGUAAGGAUAAAGUUUGGUUCAAUGUUACUAUUUACUACAGGAGGGAAUCGUAACAUAGGAUUGUUUCGGGGGAAUGCUCCCCCCAGAAAAUGUUGGAAUCUGGAGUUUGUGAAAUGGCAUUUCCCGUGUUCUGCAGAAGAUUUGAGUCAGACGACAUGCUGGAACUUAGUCAUACUUGCGGCUAAUGACAGGAAUCUUGUCCGACCUGCGAUCAGGAGACCCUACUCUAAGCCUAAACACAACCCUAACCAUGUCCCUAUCCCCAGAGAGUUAAUAAAAAUUAAAAGUUUUAAAGAAAAAAAAUAUUAAGUUUCCAAAAAGUAAAACUACUUCAACAGAACUUGAACCACAGCAUCACACAUUAAGCCGCACACCAUAUCCACUGAGCUAUUGGAAGCUCGCUGAUUAUGAACGAAAGAAAUUAUAUUCUGUCAUAUUUAUAAAUAUCUAGGCCGGACUAGAUUCCUGUUAUUAGCCGCAAGUCAUUUCUGAGACCAUAUUAAGUUCUUCCAUUCUGAUCUUUUUUUUGUGGGGAGGGGACUUAUAUCCCCCUUAGAACACUCCCCUUCCAGUUACACCUGUAUGAGAUUAUAGCUAGACAACCUUAUAUACAAGGAACCGAACCCUAGUCCCAGAGAUGGAAAGCACACAUUCAUAACCACUGUUUCACCAGUACCGCCAAACCCAACUCAUUGUGUUUUAUAUUUGCUACAGAGAAUACUCGGAUGGCGAUGAUGAUGAUGGACGUAGUGAUUCUCCUUCAAUCCCAACUAAAAAGUCCAAGUACGUUUAGAAUAGACUCACUACAUUUCACACUAAGCUUCUCUGGUUGGUGUUGUGAGCAAUGACCAACAGGCUUUUAGCCAGGGUGUCAAAACUAGCCAUCCAAAAAAUACUGGGUGUGGCAACCUCGUACACUCAUUAUUCAGCGUCUUUUCUUAUACAAUAGAUUAACAACGGCGGACAACUUUUUAGGUAUUCAAGAAAUAUCAAAGCUUGCGAGUUACUGUUUAAAGAAAAUAUUUCCUUAGGAAGGCCGCCUUUAUUUUAAAAGUGGGUGUCCAUGGGACAGUUGGACGGCCGCCUGGCUAAAUGCCUGAUGACUAAUAUUGUAAUCAUUCUUAACGAGUGAUUUUCUUAUGCCUAACUCUAAUUUGUUUUAAAUUGAAAUUCUCAUGACACAAUAGUGCAAUGUCUAAUGGGGUUGCCAAAUUGUCAAUAUCCAUUCCUUAGUGGCAGCACUAUUGAUGAAUAAAAUCAUCUGGCGUUGGACAGAAUAAAUUAAUGAAGUAGGGCGAAAUGCAACUUAAUGCAGGGUUAACCUUUUAAUUGGCAGCACUUUCUUAUUAACAAGUAAAAUCGUUUGGCGUUAGACAGAGUAAAAUAAUAAAGUAGGGCGUCCAGGGCGUAUUGCCACUUGAAGGGUUAAAAUUAAUAUUGGGGAAUAGAUUUUCCCCUAUAAUUCACACCUGAAUAAUUGUAUUGUGUAAUAUCUGGCAUUGAUCUUUUCUUGUAACAGAAGCGACGAUCCCGAGAGCUCGAGGGAAAGAUUUGCCCGGUAUACUGAUAAGAAAUUAUUUUUGUUGAGUUCACAUAAUGCAAUUGGAUCAUUCAUUCCAGAAAACAUCUAUGCCUCCCCCAUGGAAGAAAUUGGAAGUUAACCCCCCUCCCCCACCCCUUUCAGAUGUCCUAAUACACUUACUAUUAUUAGAAACACAUUUUUCUCCCCUCCCCCAACGGAUGGCAGAAAUUUCCUUCUUGAGGAGAGUAUGGAUCUUUUCUGGAACAACCUAUAUGAUUAAUAGUGCUUUUUAAUUGUAAACAAUUGAUGAUUUUUAUAGAGAGAACCACAGCGAAAUUGAACGAAGGCGAAGAAAUAAGAUGAAUUCUUACAUCAACGAACUGUCGGAAAUGGUACCAACAUGUAAUGAGAACCCAAAGAAACCAGAUAAAUUAACAGUCUUACGAAUGGCUGUCGACCACAUAAAACAUUUACGAGGUACCGUACUGUAGUACAACAAAUAUCCGAAUUUGUUGAGAAAUAGCAACACCAAAAUGAACAUGUGUUUUAUUUUGUUAUAAUGAAAUACCUCUGUAUUUUAUAGAGCCGACAUACGAACAGCUUCCUCCUCAAAAUGCAAAGACAUCAUCAUUUCUAUCAGAACGAGAACUAAAGCUUUUAGUUUUGGAGGUGUGUUUGGUCAAUUUACUGAUAAUUGUGGCAUAAUUAUCUGUCUGGUGUCAGACAGAGUAAAAUAAUAAACUUGGGU
Paramuricea clavata is the source of this 3176-nucleotide messenger RNA. The record is from the annotation of a GenBank genome assembly. Lineage: Eukaryota; Metazoa; Cnidaria; Anthozoa; Malacalcyonacea; Plexauridae.